Messenger RNA from Naegleria fowleri, 1842 nucleotides. RefSeq lists its product as uncharacterized. NCBI's taxonomy places the organism in Eukaryota, Heterolobosea, Eutetramitea, Acrasida, Naegleriidae. The transcript has a single exon. The record is from RefSeq and is a predicted model, not a curated record. Gene Ontology annotation, molecular function: protein binding. The coding region runs from base 1 to 1842 and encodes 613 amino acids.
AUGACUGUUGUAGAAGAAGAUUCGAGUGAUCAGAGUGGCCCGACAACUUCCACUGACCUCUGUUCAUCCAUUCAUCUUACAAGACGCUCCCCACAAGAAGUGCAUGUUGGAGGACAGCAAGGAUAUCACCGUGAUCAUCAUGACAAGCCUGAUCCAUCACGAAGCACUGCUGCACUUGCACCGAUCAACAAACAAACACCUAUCACCUCAGUAACACCAAAAAUAGCUUCGCCCAUUCGCUUCUGCUCUUGUUGUUGCAUUCAUAGAAAGAGAAGAUCAUCCAACGGAACGAGUAGCAACGGAAGCGCAAGCAAUGAUGGAGUUGACUCGUCAACAUCCUCGGAGAAGGGGCAAUUGUCUGUGUUGACAAACAAAACAAGCAUUUCGAGUUAUGUGACACAAUUAGCCAAGUAUCCUCGAUGGGAAACCACAAGUACUAUUUAUCAUUAUGAGAGCGUUUUGAAUGAUACCAACAGUGCCCACACUUGUCCUUCCUCUCCAAAAUUGUUGUCGUCGUUGUCAAAUUAUGCCAAUGAAACGAUGAAAAGUUGUGACAAUCAUGAUGACAACUUGAAUGUUGUCUUGGUACUUGAUACUACAACAUUCUCUGCUCAUGCUGGAUGUACAGAGCUAUUUGACUUGCUGAAAAUGAAAAUGAGAUCCACCACUCGUAGAACAUUCUCCAUGAAUUUUGAACAUGUGGCAACGCUUGGAAAGUUGUCAACAUCGACCAUGUCAAUGAAUGGAGUGAAUCACCCAACAAAUUUCGAUUACCAAUUCUACUGUCCUUGUGACAUUAAAAUUUCCUAUAAUUGUCACGUCAUUCUUGUGUCUGAUAUGGGUAAUAGAAGAAUUCAGGUGUUGGACUUGGCAACUCUGCGCCCAAGAGCAAGCAUCAACAUUGCGGCCAAGCACUUGUGUAUUGAAGCCAAUUAUGACUCCAGACGGAACGAUGCUCUUCUAGUGACAUGCAAUGAUCAUUGUGUGUACAAGUAUGACUUGCAACAAUUAAUUGCAGACUCAAAAUUGUGUUCAUCCACACACAGCACCAGUGUUAAGACAAACACUUCGAUGGCAACCACAGCAACAAUUGCCGAACCUUACAAGUAUAUUUGGAGAUCAGGAACACCCAAUGUUAAGGGAAAAGCAAGUGAUCAAUUUAAUCAACCAAGUGGAAUGGCUGUUUGGUAUGGUAAGAGUCAACCAGUGGUAUCAUCUUCCAAUAGUCAAUCCUCUCAAAAUCUAAUAUACGUUUGCGAUUGUAACAACAAUAGAAUUCAAGUGCUGCAAGCACAUGAUGGAAAGGUGAUAAGCAGCAUUGGUGACUUCAACAGUGCCAACAAAACUCACACUACCACUGACAAGCAACAGAGAUCACCCAUCCAAUUCAAAGGACCUUGGGAUAUUCAGAUAAAUGAACACGCAGAAUUGGUUGUGUGUGAAGUCGACACUCAUAGAAUUCAAGUACUGAGACAAAUUGUUGAAUCAUCAGAUGCAUGCAGUGGCAAGAAUGGUAGUAGAAGCACCACCCAACAACAAAACGAAAAUUACACUUGGAUCUCAACCAAAUCUUUUGGAAUAACCAAAGGAUAUACCUCGACAUUUAAUCAUCCACGUGGAGUGGCGAUUGACAAGACUCGUGAGCAUAUCAUGUUGUGUGAUCAAGACAACAAUCGAAUCGUAGUUUUGCAUGAAAAAACCGGUCAAGUGAAAUGCGUGUUUGGCUCUCGUGGAACUAUGAAUGGCCAAUUUUUCAAACCUCACGGAAUUUGCCUCAAUGAGAGAACUGGUGAAUUGCUUGUCGCAGACUAUCUUAAUCAUAGAAUUCAAAUUUUCAAAUAG